Molecule: messenger RNA, 1742 nt
Organism: Oncorhynchus mykiss (rainbow trout)
Lineage: Eukaryota; Metazoa; Chordata; Actinopteri; Salmoniformes; Salmonidae
Product: calumenin-B
Cellular component (GO): endoplasmic reticulum
Molecular function (GO): calcium ion binding
Source: RefSeq, a predicted model, not a curated record
ACCAAUCAAAAGGCCGAAGCUGUCCAGAAGUGGAGUAAUGGACGAGCGGUAUGAAACAAGCUAAUCUUAGUACAGGAAACGACUUUACUACGGCGAUGGGUGUGUAUCCGGAGUAGAUGACGUUGACGGUCAAAAUCGAAAGACUUCAGAAAGACCGAGUAUGGCGCUGCGGCCGUUGGUCAUGUGUUUUGCGCUGUGCGUGGUGCACGCCUCCAGUAAACCCACCAUCGACAAGAAGGACCGUGUCAUUCAUGACGACCUGCUUAGCAACCGCAACCAUGACGACGCAGAUAACUUUGAUUAUGACCAUGAAGCGUUUCUUGGACAGGAUGAGGCCAAGACCUUCGAUCAGCUCACACCUGAAGAGAGCAAAGAGAGAUUGGGUAUGUUGGUAGAGCGUAUAGAUGAGGACAAGAAUGGGUAUGUGUCAGUAGAGGAGAUGAAGAAGUGGAUCAAACACAGUCAGAAGAGGUGGAUCUAUGAUGAUGUGGACCGCCAGUGGAAAGGUCAUGACCUUAACGGAGAUGGACUGGUGUCCUGGGAGGAGUACAAGAAUGCCACAUACGGAUACAUACUGGAUGAUCCAGACCCAGAAGAUGGCUUCAGCUACAGACAGAUGAUGUCACGUGACGAGAGGAGAUUCAAAAUGGCCGACUUGGACGCUGACCUGAAGGCCAAUAAAGAGGAGUUUACAGCCUUCCUCCAUCCUGAGGAGUACGACCAUAUGAAGGAUAUAGUUGUACUGGAGACCAUGGAGGACAUUGAUAAAAACGGAGACGGCUUCAUAGAUCUGGAGGAGUACAUAGGUGACAUGUAUAACCAGGAGGGUGAUCCUUCAGAGCCAGAGUGGGUGAAGACAGAACGAGAACAGUUUACUGAGUUCAGAGAUAAAAACAAAGAUGGCCGCAUGGACAAGGAGGAGACCAGAGACUGGAUCCUCCCUUCAGACUAUGACCAUGCAGAGGCAGAAGCCAAACACCUGGUCUACGAGUCAGAUAACGACAAGGACGGCCAUCUGACCAAGGCAGAGAUCGUAGAGAAGUAUGACCUCUUCGUUGGCAGCCAGGCUACUGACUUUGGAGAAGCCUUGGCAAGACAUGAUGAAUUCUAACUUUCCACUUCCCACACAGGGUUGGGCUCAAUUCAGUCAUGGAGUUGAAAUCCCAAUUAAAAACACUAUAUGGAGAAUAGGGUGACGUUUGAGACGGAGCGUUUCACACUAGUGUACUAAGUAGUAUACGAGUUUGGACAUCAAGUUUGGACAUCAAGACACACCUCCUGGUUUGGCUCCACCACCAUCCUCUCGUCCAAUCCAGACAAUGGAAAGGAUAUACAGUAUUUCCUUUGUCUUCGUUUGCAGAUCAACUUUGUUUUUGUAAGAAGUGACAGAAUACAGAUGUUAGUGUUUGUUUUGGUAGCCUUGUUUGAACAAUGUGUCAGGUGUGCAAUGAAGGGCAGAACUGUGCAUGUUGUGGUCAUUUCAGGUUUAAAUUCAGGAAGUGAGUCAAAUUCAAUAGAAAAAGUGAAUUGAUCCCAACCCUGGUGUAUGUUCUGCACUGGACUAUGAAGGGGAGAUGUACAGUGCCCUCUACUAAUAUUGGCACCCUUGGUGAAUAUGAGCAAACGGGCUGUGAAAAAAAAAUGUAUUUGUUUAUCCUCUUGGUCUUUCUUUCAAAAUAUUCACAUAAAUCUAACCUUUAAUUAAAGUAAAAUAAUUUGAAAAAAAUAUAUCAUAAAACAAA